AUGUUUCGUUUCUUGUUUUUGGGCUGUUGUCUGAUCGCCGUGUCGACCGAUCGCGUUAGUGGUGCUGCAGCUGGUAAACGUUUGAUGUGCUACUUUUCCUAUGAUGCACCUGAGAUAUCGGGAUACGGUCGGUAUACGGCCAACGAGGUUCCGGUCGAGCUGUGCAGUGAUGUGGUUUAUGAUGGGCUGGAUUUCCCAAAGUGGGAGCGAGGCUAUUAUGUUUUCGAUAACAGAGACUUACAGAAAUACGGUACGUUCCUGGCCACGAUCAGGGCCCGAUCAGGUUUGGUGCGAAACAUCUUCACACUUCAAGACCGUGAAAAGAAUUCGGUCUCCUACUCGGUAAUGGCAGAAAUUCCGGAACGUCGCGGAGCAUUUGUGCGGGCUGUUCUGCAGCUCCUGGAGGUAUAUGCGCUGGACGGGGUCGAAAUUGCCUGGGAGUGGCCGGGCACGGCUGUCACUUUUGGCGGUACUUCCAACGAUCGCGAAUCGAUUGUAUCGCUACUGACCGAUCUUAAGGCUGGGCUGAGGAAAAGCGGCAAGGAGCUGAUCUUCUUCGGUGCUGUGUACCCGAAAGUGCUGCACGACUCGUAUCGUGUCGCAAGCAUCUGUCAACUGGCGGACUUUGUGACACUGUUCUCGUACGAUCUGCGUCCGUACACCGUCAGAUUGGCCGAUGUGCAUUCUCCAAUGCGGAACCGAACGUUCGAAAGAGAGCCCAAUCGGGCAAAGACCAACGUUGUCACUGGCGUAGAGACGUGGAUUAAAUACGGAUGCCCUCCGAAGAAAUUGAUCCUCGGCAUUGGACUGUUCGGUCACGCCGUCACCUUGGCUGACCCUCGCCAGUACAAUGUGGGCGCUCCUUCUACCGGUCCGGGAGCCAAAGGACGGUACGACUACGGCGCGGGCUACUAUCCGUUCCACGAGCAAUGUUUGCUGCUGCGGAGUGGAUGGAGAAUGUUCUAUGACCCGAUCGGACAGAUGCCUUUCGCGGUUCGUGGUAACCAGUGGAUGAGCUACGUGGACACCAACUCGAUCGGUGUCAAGAUAGACUUCGUGGCGGAGAAACGUCUCGGUGGCGUCGUACUUUGGACCAUCGAAUACGAUGAUUUCUGGGGAUUUUGUGGAUCGCGGAAUCCACUGACCACCUACACCUACCAGCGGCUGCAGCAAAUCCCAUCCGACAUUGGGUUUGCCAUCGAGUGGAGUUGA
Molecule: messenger RNA, 1212 nt
Organism: Anopheles cruzii
Lineage: Eukaryota; Metazoa; Arthropoda; Insecta; Diptera; Culicidae
Product: endochitinase-like
Exons: 4
Coding region: 1-1212 (403 amino acids)
Biological process (GO): chitin catabolic process; carbohydrate metabolic process
Cellular component (GO): extracellular region
Molecular function (GO): chitinase activity; chitin binding
Source: RefSeq, a predicted model, not a curated record